UCCGAUGUUCCAUCUCUCCUGGUUGAAAUAGAAGAGAAGGGUUCGAAGUUCACUUUUGCCUCCAAAUUGUUUCGUCUUUCCUCGUUGUCUUCUCUCCGUGGCUGUGGCUGUAGAAGAUGAAUGCUUCGAUAAUAGAUCCGCUGCAAGGAGACUUUCCGGAGGUGAUAGAGGAGUAUUUGGAACAUGGGAUUAUGAAAUGUAUUGCCUUUAACCGCCGUGGUACCCUUCUUGCUGCUGGAUGCUCUGAUGGAAGAUGUAUCAUUUGGGAUUUUGAGACUAGGGGCAUUGCCAAGGAACUUAGGGACAGAGACUGUGCUGUUUCUGUAACAAGUGUGUGCUGGUCAAAGUAUGGUCAUCGUAUUCUUGUGUCUGCUGCUGACAAAUCAUUGACACUUUGGGAUGUUGUCAGUGGGGAGAAGAUUGCACGUGCAUUUCUGCCUCAAACCCCACUACAUGCCCGUCUACAUCCUGGUUCUUCAAUGCCAUCUCUCUGCCUAGCUUGCCCCCUUUCAUCUGCUCCUGUGAUUGUUGACUUAAGUACUGGAAAUACUACUGGGCUACCAUUUACAGUUCCAGACAUAGCCAAUGGAAGUGCCCCUUCACAACGUAACAAAUUCCCUGACGGAACUCCUUUAACACCACCAGCUGCAUGCUUUAACAAGUAUGGGGAUCUGGUAUAUGUGGGAAACUCUAAAGGAGAAAUACUUAUAAUUGAUCACAAAAGCACUCAAGUCCUUGCCAUGAUUCCAACUUCUGGAGGUGCUGGUGCUGCAAUCAAGAACAUUCUAUUCAGCAGGAAUGGACAGUAUCUCCUCACAAAUUCAAAUGAUCGGAUUAUCAGGGUCUAUGUAAAUCUUCUUCCUUUAAAAGAUGGACUAAGAGCUGUUGAAGACCUUAACAAGACCAUCGAAGAGCAAGAUCCUGUUGAGAAGAUGAAGACUGUUGGAUCAAAGUGCUUAGAACUUUUCCGGGAGUUUCAAGAUUCAAUCACAAGGAUGCAUUGGAAAGCUCCUUGCUUCAGUGGUGAUGGUGAGUGGGUUAUUGCUGGCUCAGCUAGCAAAGGAGAGCACAAGAUCUACAUAUGGGACAGGGAUGGGCAUCUUGUGAAAAUACUUGAAGGUCCAAAGGAAGCAAUGAUUGACUUAGCAUGGCAUCCUGUGCACCCCAUUAUUGUGUCUGUCUCCAUUACUGGUUUGGUUUAUAUUUGGGCUAAAGAUUAUACCGAAAACUGGAGUGCUUUUGCUCCAGAUUUCAAAGAGCUUGAGGAAAAUGAGGAGUAUGUGGAACGAGAAGAUGAGUUUGAUCUGAUGCCUGAAACUGAAAAGGUGAAAGAUUCUGGUGUCAAUGAAGAUGAUGAAAUCGAUAUUGUAACAGUGGAGAAAGAUGCUUUCAGUGAAUCGGAUAUGUCCCAGGAGGAAUUAUGCUUCUUACCAGCCACUCCUUGUCCUGAUGUCCUUGACCAGCAAGACAAGCGUGUAGGAAGUUCUUCAAAGUUGAUGGAUCAAAACCGUUCCGAAUCUCCUCUUUCUGAAGAGGAUGGGCAGAAUGGACAUGCAACAAAUAAUACAUCAAGUCCUCCUGAAGAGGACACUGGAGGAAUACAAGUUAAAAGAAAACGGAAGCCUUCAGAGAAGGGGUUGGAGUUACAGGCAGAGAAGGUCAGGAAACCCUUAAAACCCUUGAAAUCUUCCAGUAGAUCAAAGACAAAAAAUAAACCUGUGGUUGAUCAGGAUUUUGACAAUGGUGUAUAUGAAGAUGAUGCUUCUGAUUAUAACUAGUAGAUUAGGAUUCUUAACUCUUUUUGUGCUUGUGAAGAAAAAGGGGGGAAAAUGUCUGUAUAACUUAGACUUAUUUAUUUAUAAUUUCCUUAACUUUUUGGUUGUCAAAUGUCGGUUCCUUGAAAUUCAUGUGAGACACUGCUAUAUACCUACUUCUACAUGGUGAAUGUGCUUGUCAAAAUGGAGCAGAAAAGUUUGGGCCCUGGAACAAGAUCAAAAUAAUAGAGGAACCCUGAAUGAUGGAUUCCAAUAAUUUUUUUUUAUGUUGGACUUAUCUUCUUGUGUUCUAGAAUCCGGACGAUUUCUAGUUAAGUGACUCAGACAUGCAUUCUUGGGGGAGGCCAAGGUAUUUUUUGUGAAUGGCAAUGCUUCGAUUUCAUUCAACCAUUAAUCCCAUCGUGAUUCCAGAGCAAACGGUCAGCUGUAGCUCAAAUGCAAUGUUAUCAGCUAUGACUUUGUUGGUGUUUGCCAUGGCACACAGCCUUCUUCCUGCCCUUACAUUUGGACUGGAACGGAAUAUAUUGUUGGAAAUGCAGAUGCCUGGACUUCUGACAUCCAUUACCUUGAAUGGCUCUGGAUAGAAAUAACUUUUUAUGUUGGAGAUGUAUUAGGUACAUUAAGCCGGCAUUAGUAGCAAGUAAAACUUCUAUUUUUUUUUCUUUGAGAUUUUAUGCUAAUGAUUCACGCAGCUUGUUUCCAUGUUUUCCAGUUUUUAACUACUCCCAGGAAGAUCAACGUUAAGGAACUAUUUAAUCUUAUGAAUGAGGAAUAUCGUUUCAAUUAUCAAAGCAGUUGUUUAUAUUGUAUUUUCUAGUGUAAGAUGGUUUAAUAUACAAUUUUUCAGGAA
Messenger RNA from Rubroshorea leprosula, 2625 nucleotides. The record is from the annotation of a GenBank genome assembly. NCBI's taxonomy places the organism in Eukaryota, Viridiplantae, Streptophyta, Magnoliopsida, Malvales, Dipterocarpaceae.